GUUUCCAUGGCAUUAUGAAUAUCUUCUAAAGAAAAAUGGCCACAAGUUGUGUUUGUAAAGUGAUAUCAAAGCUUAGAAGAAGCUUUUGACCAAGAGUAGUGCAUAGAAAAUGGAUUUCCAGCCUCGGCCUGGAGCAAAGCAAGGUCGGAGGUCGGAUCCAGUGUCCUUUCUCCCGGCGCUACCACAGCACCGCACUAAACCUUCGUGGCAGUCCACUCGGCCUUCAUUCAAGCUCCUCUCUCAGCCUCCACUUGAGCCUGGGGCUGGACCUAUGCUAGGUGAUGGAGCAUCAAGACUUCUCAAGCCACCCACUAGUAGCAACAGUCAGCCUGGAACAAGUCGUUCAAAACGAAUUCGUAGCAAGUCCUGGGACCCGAUGUCCUUCCCUCCCAGUAAGAGGAGGGUUGGUACUGGUCACACUCGUGCCCAGACCUCUACUGGUGGGGCUAGGGGGCCAAGACGGGAGAGAGACGACUUCAGGAAAGCUCUCGUCAAUCUCAUCAUGCAUCCUGAGGAGGAGGAGGAGACAGAGACUACUGGGGACAGAGAGAGGCCCACCACACCUACCUCUACUGAGAAAGAUGUCUUGCGCUACCUCUACUACAUCCAUAAUGGCAUUGACACCUCCCACAUUGCCCCACUGGAGGACUCCUGGCUUCAUAACGUCCUCUCUCUGGUGCCACAACCACUCAAAGACUCGUUUAUACGUUCAGUGGAAGAGCUUUCAGAAGAGAUGAGGGAGGACUAUCUGCUCAGUGUCAAGAAAGCUAUAGUUGACUUUGUCCUAAAAGACCCUCGUCAGAAAGAACAAGAACAAACUGCUCCUAGGUCCACUCUCCCUCACCGCCAAGAACUGAACAUUGUCCCGAGGCCAUGGGGCCGCUCGUUUGUAUCCUCGAGAGAAGCACUUCAUGAAAACCUCUUCGUUACCAACCCCACACUCAACCAAGUUCUCAACUUAUGGUUCACAAAGUACUGUUCAAUGAGGCUGGUCAACUCUAAGCUACUACUUGCAGAUGAGGCUUUCGAGCUCGGUACUUAUCAGGCUCUCAUUGCCAGGAGUAUCGAAUCAGCCAAAAAUGUCCUCUUAAAAAAAUGGUUCCCUGCUGUUCAGAACAUAUUCUAUUACGGUAACAAGCGUAAGUGGAUUCCACUGGGUAAACUGGACAAGUUUUUCAGCUCUGUAGCAGUGGUCAUGAGCAAUCAACUCAGGGAACUGGCACUUGACUCUAUACGGGACUACCGGCACAUGCUCUCACCCCCAAAGAAUGCUCAUGUGGAUGGCCUAUUCCCUGGGUUUGUGCUUAACGUGGUCCUGAACGGAACUAAGAUAGAAUUUGAACCAGAGGCUAGAGGAUUCGAGAUUGUUGCUCUGAAUGCUCUGGACAAAAUUGUGGAUGCUGUGAUGAUUGUACCUCCUGUGGAGACAAAGCUCUACCCCAGCGAGAGUGCCCAUGCCACCAAGCCUAACCUCAAACCAAUCAUAGAUCCCAAGGUUGUGGAGAGCGCCAAAGAAGAGAUAGCUAGAGUGCUUGAAGAAGGCUGGAAGGAUCCCAUUGAACACAUCAAGCUCUUUGACAAGUAUGAGGCUCUCAUCACGAGAGAAGCUGACAGUCAAGUGGCUGAGUUCCUCAAAGAAGAGCAUACCUUCCCAGAGUAUGAGAAACUGGUGCUGCAGUACAAAGGCCUCGUGUCAGAGCUACAGUAUGAAGUGCAGAAGCUGGUGCCACUGGGUCUGUUUGAGUUGCACUGUGAUGAGGUGACCCGAUCUCUCUCAAAGAGAGCUGAUGCUCUACUCACUCAACUACUGAGCCGGAUGACAGAUAGCAACAGGAAAAUGAACCAAGCUAUUCGCAAGGAGUAUGAGGAGAUCGUGGACAAGGCUCUCACUACUCCCUCCAACACUCAGCACCUCAUGGAGCUCAAGGAGUUUGUGGAGAAUGCUGAAGAGAAAGAUCUCGUCGAGCUGGAGGAGAAGAUGGUCGAGGCCAGGCAUAGACUGGAGUUUCUGGCUGAGCACACUUCAAUAACUGUUUCUGACCUGAGGCUCAAUUCUGAGACAUUUCGUUGGUUGGAACGCAUGCCCCCAAUCCUGGAGGAGCACAGGGACAUCACCACACGAAGCAGGAGAGAAGCAGAGGAGGCACUUAAGCUUCGUCGUGAGCGUUUCACCACAGAACUGGAGGGCUAUCAAACACAACUGAAUGAUUUCACUUCAUUCAGUGACCUCGAAGAAAUACAACGCUACCUCAAGAAAUCUCAAGCUCUUCACGCAAAGCUCGAGGAAGCCGCAGAAAAAAUUGAGGGUUUCAAUUUGGAAGAGGAUGCCUUCGACUGGGAGAGGUCACAGUAUCCACUACGGGGACAACUUGUGAAGACCCUUGACCCUUAUCGCAAUUUGUUCAAGACUGUCACAGACUUUGAGGAUAAGAACCGUACAUGGAUGGAGGGUUCAAUGAGCGGUGUGGACCCUGACCAAGUGGAGAAUGAAACCGGUAUCUUAUGGAGAACACUCUAUAAACUGGAGAAAGGAUUUCAAGACAACCCCAAUCCACUCAAUAUGGCUAAAAAGGUCAAAGGUCGUGUUGAUGCGUUCAAGGAGCACCUCCCUCUCAUAGGAGCUAUAUUCAACCCUGGUCUCAGGGACAGACAUUGGGAGAAGAUGAGCUCCAUAGCCGGACAAGACCUAAAGCCAACAGAGACGUCCAACCUUCGAUCAUACGUUGAUCUGAAUCUGGAGACAUACUUGGAGCAGUUUGAGAACAUCAGUGAGGCAGCCAGCAAGGAGCACUCACUCGAGAAAGCCAUUGAGAAAAUGAUAUCGGAGUGGGACGAGAUGGAGUUCACUCUAAUCACAUACCGUGAGACGGGUACCAAGAUCCUCACGUCAGUUGAUGACAUUCAAAACCUCCUGGACGACCACAUUGUCAAGACUCAGACCAUGAUGGGCUCUCCAUUCAUUAAACCUUUCGAGGAUGAAAUAAAAGAGUGGGAAGGAAAGUUGCUAUUGGUCCAAGAAAUCCUCGAUGAAUGGCUCAAGGUGCAGGCCACCUGGCUCUAUCUGGAGCCCAUCUUCUCCUCCCCUGAUAUCAUGGCCCAGAUGCCAGAGGAAGGCCGUCGCUUCACUCAGGUUGACAAGAACUGGAGGGACAUUAUCAAGGCUUCCGAGUCGGACCACCAUUGUCUUGUGGUCGUAACCAUCGACAAGAUGCUUGAAAGACUCAAAAAAUCCAACGAACUAUUGGAGCUCAUUCUGAAAGGCCUCAACGAAUAUCUCGAGAAAAAGAGACUCUAUUUUCCGCGAUUUUUCUUUCUCUCCAACGAUGAGAUGUUGGAAAUCCUCUCAGAAACAAAGGACCCUACACGAGUCCAGCCGCAUCUCAAGAAGUGUUUUGAGGGCAUAGCAAAGCUCUCGUUCACAGAAGACCUGGACAUUACUCACAUGAAGAGCAGUGAGGGGGAGAUAGUCCCACUCUGUGAGGUUAUCUCUACAUCCAAGGCUCGUGGUCAAGUCGAGAAAUGGCUACUCGAACUAGAAACCAUUAUGUCCACUUCUAUACACAAGGUGAUUCAAGAGUCUAUGCUGGCCUACACAGUGUCAGAGCGUACCAGCUGGGUCAUUAACUGGCCAGGUCAAGCCGUCCUCUGUGUAUCACAGAAAUACUGGACUGACUAUGUCCACGAGUCCAUCAGAAAUGGACAACAGGCUUUGGAGACGUAUCUUGAGAAGAACAACUCUCAGAUUGAUGCCAUUGUCAAGUUGGUGAGGGGCAAGCUGAACAAGCAGAACAGGACUACACUCGGUGCUUUAGUGGUGCUCGAUGUGCACUCACGAGACGUCAUGGUCAAACUAGUCAAAGAGAAGGUGACUAGUGAGAAUGAUUUUGAGUGGCUGAGUCAAAUGCGCUACUAUUGGGAGGAGGAAAAUAUUAUCACUCGUAUGAUCAACUCUCACUUGGCCUACGGUUACGAAUAUCUCGGAAAUUCCGGUCGUCUUGUUAUCACACCACUGACGGAUAGAUGCUACCGUACCUUAUUUGGUGCUCUUCAUCUUCAUUUGGGUGGAGCUCCCGAAGGUCCUGCUGGUACGGGAAAAACUGAGACAGUCAAAGAUCUGGCCAAGGCUGUGGCUAAACAGUGUGUUGUGUUCAACUGCUCUGAUGGUCUCGACUAUAUUGCCCUGGGCAAGUUCUUCAAAGGUCUUGCCUCUUGUGGUGCAUGGUCCUGUUUCGAUGAGUUCAACCGAAUCGAUCUGGAAGUGUUGUCUGUGGUAGCCCAGCAGAUUAUGACCAUACAGCGUGGUAUUAACGCUGGUGCUACCAUGUUAUUGUUUGAGGGCACUGAGAUUAAACUGGACCCAACCUGCUCUGUGUUCAUCACCAUGAACCCUGGAUAUGCCGGUCGCUCUGAGUUACCUGACAAUCUGAAAGCUCUCUUCAGACCUGUAGCCAUGAUGGUGCCUGAUUACGCUAUGAUUGCCGAGAUUGUGCUCUAUUCUUGUGGCUUCUUCAAUGCACGUCCGCUCUCCGUGAAAAUCGUGGCCACCUAUCGACUCUGCUCUGAGCAGCUCUCUUCUCAGCAUCAUUACGAUUACGGCAUGCGUGCUGUAAAAUCUGUAUUAACUGCAGCUGGUAAUCUUAAAUUAAAGUAUCCAGAGGAAAAUGAGGACAUUUUAAUGUUGAGAUCAAUUCGUGAUGUCAAUUUACCCAAGUUUUUGUCACAUGAUUUACCACUUUUCGCCGGUAUCACGUCUGAUUUAUUCCCUGGUGUAACUCUACCUGAACCAGAUUAUUCGCUUCUCUUGCCGGCUAUUAAAGACAACUGUGAAAAAAUGAACUUGCAAAGAACUGAAGUUUUUGAGGGGAAGAUUUUGCAGAUCUACGAAAUGAUGGUUGUCCGUCAUGGUUUCAUGAUUGUUGGUGAACCAUUUGGUGGCAAGACAUGUGCUUACAGAGUGUUGGCCGGUGCUCUGUCUGAUAUCUGUGAAAAGGGUUUGGGAGAUGAACAGAAGGUCAUCAUUACAGUCAUCAAUCCCAAGUCCAUCACCAUGGGCCAACUCUACGGAUCAUUUGACCCUAUCUCCCACGAGUGGUCUGAUGGUAUUCUCGCCGUCAGCUACAGAGCUUUUGCUUCUUCUCAAACUCCGGAUCGUAAGUGGCUCAUCUUUGAUGGCCCAGUGGAUGCUAUUUGGAUUGAGAACAUGAACACUGUACUGGAUGACAACAAAAAGCUUUGCCUGAUGAGCGGUGAAAUUAUCCAACUCUCUUCCACCACUAACCUCAUAUUUGAGCCCAUGGAUCUAGAGGUGGCCUCUCCAGCCACUGUGUCUCGAUGUGGCAUGAUCUACAUGGAACCCUCCAUGCUUGGAUGGGAGCCUCACCUGCUCUCCUGGCUCAAUACACUACCACCAGCACUUACUGACGACCAUAAAGAGUUGAUUGCGUCACUCUAUAAGAGAAUGGUGCCUACUUUGUUGGACUUUGUACGCAAAUCAGGCUUCAAGGAGCUAAGUCAAACCACUGAUGCCAACCUGGUCCAUUCCCUCAUGAAUAUUCAUGAGAGUCAGCUGGAUGAGUUCAAAGAUGAGGCAACAUUUCAGAAACUAAAUCUCAUGCCCAAACAAGUAGAGUCCUGGCUCAUGGGCACCUACUUAUUUGCUCUGGUCUGGUCCAUCGGAGCUAGCACUGCCACUGGGGGUAGGAGAGAAUUCAAUUUCAUAUUAAGAGAGAUCACGACUGGACCUCUACUACCGGAAACAAAGGAGCAAUACCAUCUCUACGAGAGCUGUGGUGCCCCCACCAAACCUUUCCCAGUUCCAUUUCCAGAGGAUGGGGAGGUCUAUGACUAUCGCUUUCUCAAAGAAGAUUCUGGGUCAUGGGUGCUCUGGGCUGACGAACUCAAAGAUGUUUCUCCAAUCCCUAAAGACAUUCCUUUCAACUCUAUUAUUAUUCCGACGGUUGAUACUAUACGGUACACGUACCUCAUGGAUAUGUUGGUCAAGCACGGGAAGCCCUGCCUGUUUGUGGGGCCAACCGGUACAGGAAAGUCUGUUUACAUCCAAGACUUUGUUCUGAACAAGCUACCCAAGGACGUGUACAAGCCAGUCCUCAUCAAUUUCUCUGCCCAGACUAGCGCCAACCAGACUCAGAACAUUAUCCUCUCAAAGCUGGACAAGAGGAGAAAGGGAGUCUUUGGCCCACCCAUGGGCUGGAAAACAGUUGUGUUUGUGGAUGAUCUCAACAUGCCAGCCCGUGAGGAGUAUGGGGCCCAGCCACCCAUCGAGCUACUCAGACAAUGGCAGGACCACUGGAACUGGUACGACCUCAAGGAAAACACAAAGAUGAACCUGGUAGACAUUGUUCUGAUAGCCGCCAUGGGUCCCCCUGGUGGGGGUAGGAACCCGGUCACUUCUCGCUUUCUGAGGCAUUUCAAUACCAUCACCAUUAAUGAGUUCGAUGACUCCACAAUGAAGCUCAUCUUCAGUCGUAUCAUGGACUGGCACUUGUCCAAAGGCUUCAGUGCUGAGGUGAAUGAGUUGGGGAGUCAAGUGGUGACUGGGACUAUGUCCAUGUACAAGAGUGCCAUGGUUAACCUGCUGCCUACACCAGCCAAGUCUCACUACCUCUUCAAUCUCAGAGAUUUCGCUCGUGUUAUUCAAGGCUUCCUGCUUGGUGAUUCCUCUACGCUGAAUGACGUGAAUGUGUUGAAGAGGCUCUGGGCUCACGAGGUCAUGAGGGUGUAUUACGAUCGUCUCGUGGAUGACUCGGACAGAGCAUGGCUGGUUAAAAAUCUCAAGGAAGUCAUGCAGAAAGAUUUUGAUACCAGCUUUGAUGAGCUCUUUACACACCUGGACUUCAACAAGGAUGGUGUGGUGGAAGAGGAUGAUCUUCGUAGUCUCAUGUUUUGUGAUUUUGUGGAUCCCAAGAAUGAUAAUAAACCAUAUAUGGAGGUGUUGGAUGUGAACAAACUUCGACUGGUGGUAGAGAACUUCCUGGAUGAGUACAACAAUGUCAGCAAGAAACCCAUGAACCUGGUCAUGUUCAGGUUUGCUAUUGAGCACGUGUGUCGUAUCUCCCGUAUCAUCAAACAGCCACGAGCUCACGCCCUCCUGGUGGGGGUGGGGGGGAGUGGUCGACAGUCACUCACUCGAAUGGCAGCAUACAUGUCCGACUUUGAGGUCUUCCAGGUUGAGAUCGGCAAAGGCUACACUUCUUUGGAAUGGAGGGAGGAUCUGAAAAAGAUAUUUCGUAAAGGUGCUGAGGGUAGCUCACCGGCUGUGUUCUUAUUCACAGACACUCAAAUCAAACAAGAGAACUUUCUAGAGGACAUUGGCAAUCUCCUCAAUACAGGAGAGGUCCCUAACAUGUUUCCUAUCGAUGAGAAGAACGAAAUAUGCUCCAAAAUGAGACAGAUUGACAAAGCUCGUGAGAAGUCCAAGCAGACAGACGGUACUCCCCUGGCCCUGUUCAACAUGUUCAUAGAUCGUGUGAGAGAGCAGCUCCAUGUGGUACUGGCUAUGAGCCCCAUUGGAGAUGCAUUCAGAACCAGGCUCAGAAUGUUCCCCUCUCUAGUUAACUGCUGCACCAUCGAUUGGUUCCAGAGUUGGCCCGAUGAUGCUCUACAGAUUGUGGCUCGUCGUUUCCUUGACGACGUAGAAAUGGACGACACAGUUAAAGAGUGCUGUGUUGACAUGUGCAAAGAGUUUCAUCAAACCACGAGAAAACUAUCAAGCAAGUUCCUGGCCACUCUACAGAGACACAACUAUGUGACACCAACCUCCUACCUCGAGCUCAUCUCAACCUACAAGACAUUGCUUUCAAAGAAAAGAAGUGAGGUGUUGAAGAUGAAGCGUCGUUAUGAGAUGGGUCUGGAUAAGCUAGAGUCUGCUGCCUCUCAAGUGGCAGGCAUGCAACAGCAACUGGAGGAGCUCCAACCUCAGCUAGAGGAGUCCAGUGUACAGGUAGCUCAAAUGAUUGUGGUGAUUGAAAAAGAGUCAAAGGAGGUAGCAAAAAAGGAAACAGUCGUUAAAGCUGACGAGGCAGUGGCUAAUAAGCAAGCCAUGGAAGCGAAGGCUAUAAAGGACGAGUGUGAUGCUGACCUGGCCGAGGCCAUCCCUAUACUGGAAUCUGCUCUAGCUGCUCUGAAAACACUCACUUCACAAGAUAUCACUGUGGUCAAGACCAUGAAGAGUCCUCCAGCUGGUGUCAAACUAGUCAUGGAGGCUAUCUGUAUUCUAAAGGGCUUCAAGCCAGACAGAAUUCCCGACCCAUCUGGAUCAGGCAAGAAGAUGGAGGACUACUGGGGCCCUUCAAAGAGGCUGCUCGGUGAUAUGAAGUUCUUGCAGUCACUCAGAGAAUACGAUAAGGACAAUAUCAAUCCGACUGUGAUAGGCAAGAUUCGAAGCACCUAUACCAACAACCCAGAGUUUGACCCUGCUAAGAUUAAGAAUGCAUCGACUGCAGCCGAGGGUCUAUGCAAGUGGGUGGUGGCCAUGGAGAAAUAUGACCGUGUGGCCAAGGUAGUAGCUCCAAAGAAGGCGAAGCUCAAAGAGGCUGAAGCUGACCUGGCCAUUGCCAUGGGUGAUCUCAACAGGAAGAGGGCAGAUCUCAAAGCUGUACAACAGAAGCUGGCUGACCUGCAAGCCUCUUUUGAGGAGAACAACCGCAAGAAGCUGCAGCUCGAGUCUGAUGUCGAUCUGUGCUCCAAGAAAUUGAUCAGAGCUGAGCAGUUGAUAGGUGGUCUUGGAGGAGAGAAGGAUCGCUGGGGCAAGGCAGCUAUGGACCUGGGCCAUCAGUACAACAACUUGACAGGAGACGUGCUGUGUGCUGCAGGAGUGGUCGCUUAUCUGGGAGCAUUCACAUCAGCUUUCAGACAGGACCAAGUGACAGAGUGGCGUGAGAUGUGUGUGAGUCGUGGAAUCCCUUGCUCUGAUGAGUUCUCCUUGAGCACCAUACUUGGAGAGCAGGUCAAGAUCAGAGCAUGGAAUAUCGCUGGUCUCCCUAAUGACUCCUUCUCCAUCGAUAAUGGCAUUGUCAUAAGCAAUGCUCGUCGUUGGCCUCUAAUGAUUGACCCUCAAGGCCAGGCCAACAAGUGGGUCAAAAACAUGGAGAAAUCCAAGAAUCUCCACGUUAUCAAACUAACUGACUCUGAUUUCGUUCGAACUCUUGAAAACUGCAUCCAAUUCGGUACACCAGUUCUACUAGAGAACAUUGGUGAGGAGCUGGACCCUAUACUGGAGCCUCUGUUGCUCAAGCAGACAUUCAAACAAGGUGGCAGUAUUUGCAUUAAACUGGGAGACAGUACCAUUGAGUACUCGAAGGAUUUCCGGUUCUACAUAACUACUAAACUGAGGAACCCUCACUACCUUCCUGAAACCUCAGUCAAGGUAACUCUGCUCAACUUCAUGAUCACCACUGAGGGUCUUCAAGACCAGCUGCUCGGUAUAGUGGUGGCCAAGGAGAGACCAGAACUAGAGGAAGAGAAGAAUCAACUCAUUCUACAGUCUGCCGAGAACAAGAAACAACUGAAGGAGAUUGAGGACAAGAUUCUCGAGGUGUUGUCGAGCUCUGAGGGUAACAUUCUUGAAGAUGAGACAGCCAUUCAAGUGCUCUCUUCCUCAAAGAAACUGGCCAAUGAGAUUGAAGAGAAACAGGCUAUUGCUGAGGAGACUGAGAUUAAAAUCGACAAAGCUCGUCUCGGCUACAAACCAGUGGCCAUUCAAUCUUCAAUCCUCUUCUUCUCUAUUUCAGACUUGGCCAAUAUUGAACCCAUGUACCAGUACUCCCUCACAUGGUUUGUGAACUUGUUUGUGAUGUCUAUUGACAAUGCUGAGCAGUCUGAUGUGUUGGACACUCGACUGGGCAACCUCAUCACACACUUCACAUACUCUCUGUAUUGCAAUGUGUGCCGAUCACUCUUUGAGAAGGACAAGCUUCUAUUCUCUUUUGUACUCUGUGUGAAUCGACUCAAGCAUGAGAAGCAAGUGGCUGAGGAAGAAUGGAGGUUCCUGUUGACUGGAGGCAUUGGUUUGGACAAUCCUCACCCCAACCCUGCCACCUGGCUCCCUCAGAAGUCCUGGGAUGAGCUCUGUCGACUGGACGAGCUGUCAAGGUUCAAUGGAAUUCGUGUGUCCUUCACUAAGAGGGUCGGCUCCUGGAAGGCUUACUAUGAUAGCACCCAACCUCAAGCUGAAAAACUGCCUGGAAAAUGGAACGAAUCUUUUGGGAACUUCCAGAAACUCAUAACUGUCAGAGUCUUGAGACCAGACAAGGUUAUUCCUGCUGUUCAAGACUUUGUAGUGGCCAAAGCUGGUCAGAAGUACAUUGAGCCCCCACCGUUCAACCUUCCCAAAGCGUUUGCUGACUCCCACUGCUGUGCUCCCCUCAUCUUUGUGCUGUCCCCCGGAGGUGACCCCAUGAAUGCACUGCUCAAGUUUGCAGACGAUCAGGGCUUUGGUGGUGCCAAGCUGAGUACCCUCUCCCUGGGUCAAGGGCAAGGUCCUAUCGCUCUCAAAAUGAUUGAAUCUGGACAAAAAGAAGGGACCUGGGUCGUACUACAAAACUGUCAUCUAGCCGUUUCAUGGAUGCCAACUUUAGAGAAAGUCUGUGAAGAACUUAACCCUGACACCACCCACCCAGACUUCAGAAUGUGGUUAACCUCUUACCCCUCCUCUCAUUUCCCCGUCUCUGUGUUACAGAAUGGUGUUAAAAUGACCAACGAACCUCCAAAGGGAAUGAGGGCCAAUAUCAUUCGGUCCUAUAUGAACGAUCCCAUCUCUGAUCCUGAGUUUUACAGUGCAUGCAAACGACCUGCCGAGUGGAAGUCGCUGCUGUUUGGGAUGUGCUUCUUCCACGCCCUAGUGCAGGAGAGGAGGAACUUUGGACCUCUCGGCUGGAACAUAUCCUACGAAUUCAACGAGACUGACCUCAGAAUCAGUGUCAAACAGUUGCAGAUGUUUCUGAAUCAGUACGAGGAGGUGCCAUUUGCUGCCCUCAAGUAUCUGACUGGACAGUGCAACUAUGGUGGUCGUGUGACUGAUGAUUGGGACAGGAGAACAUUGGGUACCAUCCUCAACAAGUUCUAUUGCAAGGAAAUCAUCUCACAGAAAGAGUACUCAUUCUCAAACAGUGGCACAUAUCACUGCCCUCCACCGGGAGAGUAUGAGAGCUAUCUGGAGUAUGUGCGUACACUUCCCAUCAUUCCCCACCCUGAGGUGUUUGGAAUGAAUGCCAAUGCUGACAUCACCAAGGACCAACAGGAAACAAACCUCCUCUUUGACAGUAUCCUUCUCACGCAGGCUCGUACCACUUCUGGUGGAGGUAAAUCAGACGACGAAACACUUCGAGAAGUGGCCACAGAUAUUCUCAACAAAUUGCCUCCUGAUUUUGACACUGAUGAAGCUCUCAGGAAAUACCCAACAACCUACAGUCAGAGUAUGAACACAGUCUUGGUACAAGAGAUGGUGCGGUUUAAUCGUCUCACAAUCGUCGUUCGUGCCUCUUUGGUGAACAUUCGAAAGGCCAUCAGAGGUCUAGUAGUCAUGUCCUCAGAACUGGAGGAGGUGUCAGACUCUAUGCUAAAGGGGAAGAUCCCGGGACUAUGGAAGAAGAAAUCUUACCCUUCGUUAAAGCCGCUUGGUUCGUAUGUGAAUGAUCUUCUCACCAGACUUAAGUUCUUGCAAGAUUGGUUUGAUCAAGGUCCCCCUACUGAAUUCUGGAUCUCUGGAUUCUUCUUCACACAAGCUUUCCUCACAGGUGCUCAGCAAAACUAUGCAAGAAAGUAUCACAUUCCCAUCGAUUUGCUUGGAAUGGACUUUGAGAUGUUGGAUGAUAACGAGUACACAACUGAACCUGAAGAUGGUGUGUACGUGUACGGGCUGUUCCUGGAUGGAGCCAGGUGGGACAGAAAGACCAAGCUAAUAGGCGAGUCCCAUCCAAAGAUCCUCACUGACCCCAUGCCUAAAAUCUGGUUAAAGCCACUCAAGAGAGAUGAGAUUCCUGACAAGCUCACCUACACAGCCCCAGUGUACAAGACGAGUGACAGAAGAGGCACCCUGUCCACUACUGGUCACUCUACAAACUUUGUCAUCGCUAUGAAGAUCCCUACUGACAAGCCUGAGGAACACUGGGUUGAACAAGGGGUGGCACUUUUGUGUCAGCUUGACAGCUAAACGCUAACAUUGAUUUAUAGAGUCUUUUGUGGCAACCCGAUUACUUAACUAUAAUUAUAAUUAUAUGUGAACGUCUAUAAAAUGUGUGAAGUGA
Molecule: messenger RNA, 12263 nt
Organism: Halichondria panicea
Lineage: Eukaryota; Metazoa; Porifera; Demospongiae; Suberitida; Halichondriidae
Product: dynein axonemal heavy chain 7-like
Exons: 67
Coding region: 110-12169 (4019 amino acids)
Biological process (GO): microtubule-based movement
Cellular component (GO): dynein complex
Molecular function (GO): ATP hydrolysis activity; calcium ion binding; minus-end-directed microtubule motor activity
Source: RefSeq, a predicted model, not a curated record